Molecule: messenger RNA, 1441 nt
Organism: Drosophila busckii
Lineage: Eukaryota; Metazoa; Arthropoda; Insecta; Diptera; Drosophilidae
Exons: 2
Coding region: 474-1283 (269 amino acids)
Source: RefSeq, a predicted model, not a curated record
UAGAUUGUUAUCGCUGGAGUCCCGCCGCUAGGAAAUGCGGUAUUUCAGUAUUUUUAGAAGUAUUUGUAACGCGGCAACACUAUUGUAAGUGACUGCGCUUUUUCCCGCACUUUUGUGAGUCGGGUCGGACUGGGCGGUCCAACUGUGAUUAAAACAUGCAUUAUCAAUAAACACGCCGUGUAGACCAACACACGUGUCAUAUCCAAACUACCUAACCCGAGUUUGAAUUUGAUAGUUUUUUGAGCAACGCCCAGCCCGGCCCCCCUUUCGACUGCAGUCGGUGCAGCGACAUUGUCUUUUAAUCACACUGCGCUGGCUUGAAGCGUGUGAUUGUCUUGUGAAUCACAUAUGUGCGUCCGCUUGACGCGUGUGAUCUUGUAUUAAUCGCAUUGUGCGUCCGCUUGACGCGUGCGAUCUCGUUUAGAUAGCGUCCUUGUGUGACGCCUAAACGAGUUGGAGCAUAAUUACUGGGUAUGUCUACUCGCCACUCACCCAGACGAAGCCCACGGCUCAUUGAGGAGCCACAAAGCGAGGCCACUACUGCUGCGUCUACGACUACCACUACGACCGCCAGCAUGGCCGCCAUUACAGCCACCACAACGGCGUACAGUGGCACGAGGUCCGCGACAACCGUACGGCAGCGAGAAAGCACGCCUAGCGCAAAGGCAGGAGUUUCAUUGGAAACGCGUGAUAAGGCUGUUAAGGCGAAGGGUGACGACACAGCUGCUCAAUUGGAGUAUCUCAGGCAGAGAAUCACCAUGUUGGAGGAGGAGCUGCAAGCCGCCAAGACGGUGAAUGUAAUGGCGGACACAACGGCGCCGGUACCAGGAGUGAGCGAGACAGCGGACAGGCCGCCAUCUUGUACUGAAGCUACUGGACCACGUAGUGAUGGAGUGAGCGGGACAGCAAACGUGCCGCCAUUUUGUGAUAUUGGCGCGCACGCGAUGGAAAAUUGGCGGGCUGCAAGGACGAAGGUUAUUUCGAGGGAAGGUAUGCCAAGUCACAGUGAGACAGUGCAUGUAGGCCCGAACACACAUGGCCCUAUGCACUGCUACACUUCGUCAAUGCACACCCCACCGUAUUGUGCGACGAAUGCGCCAGCAACUUAUGGAACGUUGCCUCGACGUGUUGGCACAGACGAUGGCCAACCGAUACUAACGCCAUCAGCUGCGUUGUGCGAGUCAACUGGGCCGUACAAUAGGUUUGUGCCACGCAAGCUGCCUGAAUUAGCAGCGACCUCACCGUCUCUUUGGCCUCGCCCUGCAAGGCUCUCCUCUGGCUGAGAGGAUUGGCCGAUUUUCGUAUGUGCAUACAACGAGACGACUGGAGCAUAUGGAUGCUCAGACCUGGAGAACAACCAGCGACUGCUCAAAGCCUUGCAGGGCGAGGCCAAAGAGACGGUGAGGUCGCUGCUAAUUCAUCCCAGGAAUGUCGGCAUGGU